This is a messenger RNA of Oryza brachyantha (malo sina), 923 nucleotides long. Its product is annotated as expansin-B8-like. NCBI's taxonomy places the organism in Eukaryota, Viridiplantae, Streptophyta, Magnoliopsida, Poales, Poaceae. The transcript has a single exon. Gene Ontology annotation, biological process: sexual reproduction. The coding region runs from base 36 to 863 and encodes 275 amino acids. The record is from RefSeq and is a predicted model, not a curated record. Gene Ontology annotation, cellular component: extracellular region.
UCUCUCGACUCUGGUCAAGCUAACCAGCACUCGAAAUGGUAGGCAGUAGCAGAAGCAAGUUUGGUGUAGUACUAGUAGUUCUGGUGUGCUGCCUGGCCCUGCAGGGGUGCAAUGGCGGCGAUGUGGCGGCGUACAACGAGAGCGCGGCGGCUGUGGGGGCGGGGUGGGGCAACGCGAAGGCGACGUGGUACGGGCAGGCGAACGGGGCGGGGCCGGCGGACAACGGCGGCGCGUGCGGGUUCAAGAACGUGAACCAGUACCCGUUCAUGGGGAUGACGUCGUGCGGCAACCAGCCGCUGUACAAGGGCGGCAAGGGCUGCGGCUCCUGCUACAGGGUGAGGUGCAGCCGCCACCCGGCCUGCUCCGGCAACGCCCAGACCAUCGCCAUCACCGACAUGAACUACUUCCCGCUCUCCCAGUACCACUUCGACCUGAGCGGCACCGCGUUCGGGCGCCUCGCCAAGCCCGGCCGCGCCGACGACCUCCGCCGGGCGGGGAUCAUCGACGUGCAGUUCGAGCGGGUGGCGUGCGAGUUCCCGGGCCUCAAGGUGGGCUUCCACGUGGAGGAGGGCUCCAGCCCCGUGUACCUGGCGGUGCUGGUGGAGUACGAGAACGGCGACGGCGACGUGGCGCAGGUGGAGCUGAGGGAGGCCGGGGCCGGGGCCGGGGCGGGGGCGGGGUGGACGGCGAUGAGGGAGUCGUGGGGGUCGGUGUGGCGGCUGGACUCCAACCACCGGCUGCGCGCGCCCUUCUCCAUCCGCAUCCGCAGCGACUCCGGCAAGACGCUGCUGGCUCCCAACGUCAUCCCUCUCAACUGGAGGCCCAACACCUUCUACCGAUCCUUCGUCCAGUACUCCUCCUAGGCCCUGGCCCUAGCCUUACUCCUUAAUCCCCAAUUAUUAUUAUUAUUAUUAUUAUUAUUA